This is a messenger RNA of Tribolium madens (black flour beetle), 3939 nucleotides long. RefSeq names its product exportin-5 (gene Ranbp21). NCBI's taxonomy places the organism in Eukaryota, Metazoa, Arthropoda, Insecta, Coleoptera, Tenebrionidae. Bases 134 to 3748 code for a protein of 1204 amino acids. Gene Ontology annotation, biological process: protein export from nucleus; RNA export from nucleus. Gene Ontology annotation, cellular component: cytoplasm; nucleus; RNA nuclear export complex. Gene Ontology annotation, molecular function: small GTPase binding; RNA binding; nuclear export signal receptor activity. The record is from RefSeq and is a predicted model, not a curated record. The transcript has 11 exons.
GUCGCACACGCCGGCAAUGGCCGGCAACCGUCAACGAGCAAAUUGUUAGUGAAACAUCAUUUGUUAGAAAUUCGUGUCAUGGAUUAGAAAUAAUACGAAAACAUUAAUUUUGCAGAUCAAUUAUUCGACAACAAUGUCUGGACCAGACGUUGCGGCUCUUGCUGCCGACUUAGCAAGAGCCGUGGAACUAACAAUGAGCACCGGAGCCUCGCAAACCGACAGACUAAAAGCAUACAAUGCUUGCGAAAGCUUUAAAGAAACUUCACCUCUGUGUGCUGAAGCUGGUCUUUAUCUGGCUGCAGGCACACAACAUUCCUUGAUUUCGAGGCAUUUCGGCUUGCAGUUGAUGGAACACACGGUGAAAUAUCGGUGGACACAGAUUUCCCAGCAGGAAAAAAUCUUCAUCAAGGAAAAUGCAAUGAAGUUGCUUGCUGCUGGCGGUAUUAGUGACGAACCCCAUAUGAAGGAUGCUUUAAGCAGAGUAAUUGUGGAAAUGGUGAAGAGAGAAUGGCCACAGCAAUGGCCAGGAUUGCUGUCAGAGCUGUCUGAAGCUUGCUCCUGUGGGGAGAUUCAAACUGAAUUGGUUUUGCUAGUGUUUUUGCGAUUAGUUGAAGAUGUUGCCUUAUUGCAGACAUUGGAAUCAAAUCAGCGAAGAAAAGAUAUUUAUCACGCUCUCACCGCCAAUAUGGCUGUCAUCUUCGAUUUCUUUCUUCGUCUAAUCGAACUACAUGUAAACCAAUUUCGUACAUGCGGCGAAACAAAUAACAUAUCCAAAUCUACCGCUCACGGUAGAGUAGUACAAGUUGUUUUGCUGACUUUGACGGGUUUUGUUGAAUGGGUUUCUAUGUCGCACAUCAUGGCCCAGAAUGGGAGAUUAUUACACAUUUUAUGUUUGUUACUGAACGAUUUAGCGUUUCAGUAUCCGGCAGCCGAAUGCUUAUCGCAGAUUGUAAAUAGAAAAGGUAAAGUUGACGAACGAAAACCGCUGUUGAUCCUCUUUAACGACGAGCCUAUACAGUGUUUAGUUUCGGCGGCAAAAAAUCCCGGUGCCAUUCUAGACGAACAACAUUAUUUAUUUAAGAAGAAACUUGUACAGGUUUUAGGGGGAUUGACAACUCAACUUUGUAUGUUAUGGGGUAAAGAUGCCAUAUCGCGUCCUAAUAACUUUUCGGCCUUUUUGGAAGCAAUUUUAGCGUUUAGUAGUCAUCAGAGUUUAACUUUGGCUCAUAUGGCGAACCCUUUAUGGAACAGCAUGCUUAAACACGAACAUAUUUCUCGCGAUCCUGUUUUUCUUUCCUACAUUCCUCAGUGGGUUCAGUGUACCGCUCCGAAAAUCGUCAAAUUUAAUUAUCCGUCGUCGAAAGUGCAAAGCACGGACGCUGGGGGCGCUGCAGCCGCUUACGCUAAAGUAGAUUUUGACAGCGAGGAAGAAUUCUCGACUUAUUUCUACCGAUGUCGUAGUGAUUUUCUGGAUUCCUUCCGUCAGGCGACAGUUGUUGCUCCUCUUGUCACUUUCAAUUACGUCGAACAAUGGCUAAUGAAAUGCUUGCAAGUUCCUAAUCUGACUUCCGGUUUAGUUCUGUCAGAUCCACUGUUCCAAGAAUGGGAAGCUCUGUCUACUUUCUUGGAGAGUAUCCUAAGUCGGGUACUUCAAGCCCAAGAACGACCUUCCAUAGCUUCCGGUUUGAGGUUAUUACAGUUGUGUUUGGCUUAUCAACCUGUGGAUCCUCUAAUACUCUCUACUUUAUUAACUUGCAUUUCCGCUCUUUUCGUCUUUUUGAGCAUGUCAACGGGUCAGAUGGCACCUACGGCGAAUUCGGUGGCGGCGUCGGGAGCUGCACUUUUGCCACAAGUUUUGGAUAAAAUUUUUUCGACUUUGGUAUACGCACCGGACGAACAGAGCAAAGAUACGAGAUCAAGAGCUGUCAAGAACGUGAGAAGACAUGCAGCGUCACUCAUGGUCAAAAUAGGAAACAAAUAUCCGCUAUUGUUGUUGCCAGUUUUCGAUCAGAUUAGAGCAACAGUGGAGAAUUUGUCAAGGUCGGAUAGUGUGGCUGGAUUGAGUACGUUGGAGAAGGUUACAUUGCAGGAGGCACUGCUUUUGAUAUCUAAUCAUUUUUGUGACUACGAUCGUCAGAGUAAUUUCGUGAGGGAAGUGCUAACAGAGGCGAACACUCAAUGGCGUCUCAUUGUUGCCUCUGGCGCUUUUGAAAGCGCCUCUAAAUUCAUCUCGUUUGUCGGUCUCGACAAGCCCCCUGUCGCCCCGCACGCCGACAACCCUCACGGCCAUAAUCGCAGCAGCAUCGUCUUUUGUAUCAAUCUUCUCUUAGGUGCCAUCAAACGUUGCUCAUGGCCAGAAGAUCCCGAACGGGCCACUCGCGGCGGAUUCGUCGUGGCUCUUACCGAAUCCGGGAAUCCCGUUUGCAGAAAUCCGGCAGCUCCUCACGUCGUACCCCUUCUACCGGAUAUUCUUUCGCUUAUCCGAGUUUUCAACGAACUGUUUACGUGCGAAACUCAGAAUUUGAUUCACGAGAGCUACAAAGGAUGUCUGGGUAUGCUUGAAACGGAAAAAUCGAAUCUUUUGGGUUUGAUAGGGCAUUCGGUGGGCGAUUUGGGCGAAUUACAAGCGGUACAGAGUCCGAUGGAGAGGAUGCAGAGGUUUCUGUUUGGACUACAUGAGAGCUGUUAUCAUAUGAUUGGAUCGAUGGGACCUUCGUUGGGCAGGGACUUAUAUACCUUGCCUGAUAUAGGAUUAGCAAUAAUUAACAGCGUUUUGGCAUGUUUACAGUAUAUCCCGGAUUAUAGAAUGCGACCCAUCAUUCGAGUAUUUUUGAAGCCUUUUAUAUAUUCAUGUCCUACGCCAUUUUAUGAAGCUGUGCUUUUGCCCAUCGUUGCUCAUAUAGCGCCUCUAAUGUUGUCACGUUUGCACGCAAAAUGGCUGCAAGUGAACGAAUUUCGCAAUCGGGAAGGGCAAGAAGACAACGCUGAUACUCAAGAAGUUCUUGAAGAUAUUUUAACACGAGCUCUAACUCGUGAAUAUUUGGAUGUACUGAAGGUGGCGCUAGUGGGUGGUGGACUCACCCCCGAAACAAAUACCGAAAACAUGGAAACUGAAGAUCUGAGUAUGGAUUCGCCCACACCGCCUCCUCCCACACGGUCGAAUUUAACAACAGAGGUUAUAUCUGAUUUAGGUUUGGUUCUUUUGCGUAGUGAGAAAACUUGUCAGUCGAUAGUGUUGGCAGUACUGGGGGCGUUGUCGUGGAUUGAUAGUAAUGCUUCUUUGAAAGCAACUUUUCUGACUGGACCUAUAGUUAGACAAUUGGUUUCUGACAGUUCUUUAAACGGAGAGAUGGCAGCACAUAUUAUGGCGUCCGUUUUGAAUGCUCUUACUUUACAUGGACAACAUGAAGCCAAUCAGGGGUCUUUGCUGACUUUAGGUGCGCAAAUGUACGAAAUGUUAAGGCCUACUUUUCUCGAAGUACUCGGAGUGAUGCAGCAGAUUCCGGGCGUAAAUCCAGUUGAUUUACAAAAGUUGGAUGAAAGAAUUUCGGGUAGUACAAGUAAAGGAAAUAAAGUCGAGAAGGUUAAGAAAGAUUUGUUUAAGAAAAUUACCGGAAAUUUGAUUGGAAGAAGUAUGGGUCAGCUUUUUAAAAAGGAAGUUAAGAUUCAUGAUCUACCCAGUUUAGCAUUUGCGAAAAAACCACAACCAAAAGAAGUUACACCUGAUUUGCAAAAUGUGUUUAGUUAAUAUUGUCUUAAAUAUUAUCUAAUGUUUGUUAUUUAUUUAAUUUAUUGUACAACAUUCCUUGUUGUUCAAUUCUCAAGACCGACUGCAUCUUUAUCAUGAUCAAUCAAUGCAUUCUUUUGUAUAUAUUGUUGUGAUUUAAUUUUAUUUACAAUCUUAUCUUGGUCUCUAAUAAAUAGUAAUUUUUCAAACGA